AUGCUAGGGUUUGGCCUCUUAGCUGUGCUUCCUUUGGCUGCUGCCGGAACGGUGCUCCCGCGGCAAACAGCAUGCAAUAACUCACCGGAUUUAUGCUCGAAAUCUUACGGCGAGAUCACUCAUCUGGGUGCACAUGACAGUCCUUUUGUACGAGAUGCUUCGACGGGCUAUUCGACGUCUGGGAAUCAGUAUUUCAAUACCACGGUGCAGCUCGACGCCGGAGUUCGCUUGAUCUCGGGUCAAGUCCAUAAAAAAGAUAGCGAGUGGCAUUUAUGUCAUUCUAGUUGUGAGUUGCUGGACGCAGGGAAGCUGAGCACAUGGUUGUCCGAAAUCAAAAGCUGGUUGGAUUCCAACAAGAACGACGUGGUAACGCUGUUACUGGUCAACUCUGACGACGCCUCUGCCUCUGAUCUCCAUUCGCAAUUCCAAACUGCCGACAUCGUCGACUACGCAUACACACCCACCUCCCAGACCGCCGCGCCGAGCUCGUGGCCAACGUUGCAAAGUCUGAUCAACAAUGGAACUCGAUUAAUGACCUUUGUGGCAUCCUUGGAUGCGUCCAAGAAUACGGUGGCCCCGUACCUCAUGGAUGAGUUCACCUACAUUUGGGAGAACCCUUACGACGUAACGAACCCCUCCAACUUCUCCUGCAACCCCGACCGUCCAUCCAGCCUUCAGAAUGACCUGUCAUCCGCGCUCUCGUCGAAUCGUUUGCCCUUCAUGAACCACUUCCUCUACCAGACCGUUCUCACCCUGGAGUAUCCCAACUCCAGCUACGUGUCGACCACUAACGCGCCGUCCGGCGGGACCGGCAACCUGGGCGACGCAGCCACCAAGUGCAAGGAAGCCUACGGCCGCCAACCAGCCUUCAUCCUGGUUGAUUUCUUCGACAAGGGCCCCGCCAUCAAGACCGUCGAUAACCUGAACGGCGUCACCAAUGCCGUGGGCCGGACCAACCUAACGGCCGCCACCCAGACCAGCGGUGCCUCGACCUACUCUAACGUCUUCAAGGGACUGGUUGAACUGGUGCAGAGCGCCAAACUGGGCUCCAACCCCAGCAUGGGCGAAUGGGUCUGGGUGGGAGGCGAUUGGGGCAGCCUGCUCGGCGGCGGCAUCACGCUCUAA
Messenger RNA from Aspergillus bombycis, 1125 nucleotides. RefSeq lists its product as uncharacterized. The coding region runs from base 1 to 1125 and encodes 374 amino acids. Gene Ontology annotation, biological process: lipid metabolic process. Gene Ontology annotation, molecular function: phosphoric diester hydrolase activity. The record is from RefSeq and is a predicted model, not a curated record. The transcript is spliced from 3 exons. Lineage: Eukaryota; Fungi; Ascomycota; Eurotiomycetes; Eurotiales; Aspergillaceae.